CAUCAUAAUAAUAUCGUUAUGGCCCUGAUUUGUCUCAAUACCCUUCACAUGUUUUGGAUAAGUUGCCGAUUCUACAGCUUAAUCAAAAUACAACAAAACAUGGCUACAUACAAUCUGUUUAUCAAUACGGACGCUAAACCACCACCACCAGAUCGUGACACAAUCGAUUACCCACCAACACCAUUCGUUCAGCCCAUGAGAAUCGUCGAAAACCGAACGAUAAUCAUCAAAGGAGUGCCACAUCAAAAUCCUAGCAGAUUUACGGUGUACCUUCAAAAGAGCAACGAGAAUGAGCCAAACAUUAUCGGAAUGUGCUUUGAUGUCAGGUUUAAUUACGGCAAGGACAAAAAUGUUAUCGUAACGAAUCACAAACAAGGGGGUUGGGGUAAAGAAGAGAGACACUCGCCCGAUUUCCCUUUCAUGCCAAAUCAAAGAUUUGAGCUAGAGAUAUUAGUUGAGCCGAAUUGGUACAAGUAUAAGGUUAACUAUCAGCAUUAAGUAGUGUUCAACCAUCGAAUACAUGGAAUGAGCCAGUUCGACACUCUUCGCAUUAACGGCGACGUGAAGCUUACCCAGGUCCAGUUUGAUCUUUAGACCUUGAAUUUUAACAAUAUUUUUCAUAUAUGAUUAUUUCUUGGAAUCUACAAUCAAACGUGUUAUAGUU
Molecule: messenger RNA, 664 nt
Organism: Ruditapes philippinarum (Manila clam)
Lineage: Eukaryota; Metazoa; Mollusca; Bivalvia; Venerida; Veneridae
Product: galactose-binding lectin l-1-like
Exons: 5
Coding region: 19-498 (159 amino acids)
Molecular function (GO): galactoside binding; carbohydrate binding
Source: RefSeq, a predicted model, not a curated record